Messenger RNA from Anoplophora glabripennis (Asian longhorned beetle), 3777 nucleotides. RefSeq names its product transcription initiation factor TFIID subunit 4 (gene Taf4). The record is from RefSeq and is a predicted model, not a curated record. Gene Ontology annotation, cellular component: transcription factor TFIID complex. The transcript has 7 exons. NCBI's taxonomy places the organism in Eukaryota, Metazoa, Arthropoda, Insecta, Coleoptera, Cerambycidae. Bases 1 to 2574 code for a protein of 857 amino acids. Gene Ontology annotation, molecular function: RNA polymerase II general transcription initiation factor activity; protein heterodimerization activity; DNA binding. Gene Ontology annotation, biological process: transcription initiation at RNA polymerase II promoter; DNA-templated transcription.
AUGGCGUCAGCUAAGUUUCUCGAGGAAGCUCUAAGUACAGAUGUUGAUGAAUCGGCUGUAAGUGCAAUCGUGGGCUCCUUAGAGAAUCAGCUCGUCACUUCUACACCCCCAGUACCAGGUCAAACAGGUUCAACGAUUGUCAUUAAUCAGAACCACGUAAAUAGUGCAAUAUCAAACGGCGGGACAGUUGCCCCUCAGAAACAUGGGACUAUCGCCAACGGUGACUCGAUAAGUGCAGUUAACACGACCGAUGGAAGCAAACAAGUGACGAACAAUGCAAUGAUUAUAAGCGGCGCCGCGGCGCAGACAGCCGCGGGAGUAGUGACUACUGGCUAUAUAAACCAAACUGGUACAUUAGAUCCAAACAAAUCUAACGAGGGCGUCAAGAUUGUAUAUACGCAAGGACAAGGCAACUUAGGCAUGUCGAGUUCGGGGACCAUAUUACCAAACAGAGUAACUUUGCCUAAUCAGUCACUGCCGAAUGGCACCAUAGGCCUUCCUCCACAAACAGUACUACAAACCAAUCCGACAAGUGUACAGACAAUACAAACCAAACAACCUACUUUAGUGCUAAAGACCAGCGGGACACCAGGAGCCCCUAACCUAGUGACUGUUCCUGUAAAUGUGACUUCUUCGGUGCCCCAGGCUAAUAACGUAGGUAGCCCUAGCACUCAAUCCCCAAAUAUCCUUUCCAACCUCCAGGUAGUCAAUGUGCGUCCUGGAGUUCCCACUCAGCAGCAGAAAGGUCAACCAGCUCGUGUAGUGCUAAGCGCACCUCAAAUAGUCGGGGCCCGGCCAGGAGCUCCACAAGGAGCUUUGUUACUCAAGACUGAAAAUGGACAGUACCAACUGCUCAGAGUGGGACCGGCUCCCGCCGCAAACAUCAAUUCGUCUCAGCCAGCGGGACAGCCCGUUACGUUUCGAAUGCAAACGGUACCUGCGCAAACGGCUGUUAGCUCGGCGGCGAACAAUCCCGCCCAGAUGGGAGGUACCACGACUGUCACAUCUGCGCCACAAACCAUCCAGCAGGCACAGGUUGCCCAAGUUCAACGACCUGCCAACGAUCAUACCAAAGAAAAGUGUCGGAAAUUCCUAGCAAACCUCUUAGAACUGUCCAGUAGGGAACCCAAGUCGGUGGAGAGAAACGUCAGGACACUUAUUCAGGAACUGAUAGACAACAAAGUCGAACCGGAAGAUUUCUGUGACAAACUGGAGAGACUACUGAAUGCAUCCCCACAACCGUGCCUCAUUGGAUUUUUAAAGAAAAGUCUACCCUUGUUGCGACACUCCCUAGCCACGCAGGAAUUGUCAAUAGAUGGUAUCCGUCCUCCGCCUGCGAACGUAGUUUUCUCGAUAGCCGGUGCUACCCCGACCGUUCAAACGGUGCGACCAGGCAUAGCCGCCAACCAAGUGAGAAUAGUAGCGCCGGGCACGACAGUGGUCCGACCCGGCCAGGUCAUCCAACAACGACUGGUGGCCCCCAUAAGAGCGCCCGCUCAACAAACCAGGAUGGUGACGGCAAUAAGACAACCGAACGCUGCGAGUAAUGUCAUCGUGUCAUCCUCCCAACCGCCCGCUUUACACCCGGUCUACCCCAACAACCAGCAGAUACGCACCGGCGUCAACAUCCGACAGCCUGUCCAAGUGAGAACGGUGGCACCGGGCCAACUGCGGCAGCCCGUACAAGUCCGAGCAGCAACUCCCAUACAAUCGAAACAACCCGUGGCGGCCGUCAAGGUGCAAGGGGUGAAACCACCAGUGCCUUCUAACCUCAAACUCGCAGCCAAAGAUAAGGAGAAGAAGACCUUUUCCGCAGCGUACACGGGCGACGACGACAUCAACGAUGUCGCCGCCAUGGGCGGGGUCAACCUGGCGGAGGAGACCCAGAAGAUCCUGGGCUCGACGGAAUUCGUCGGCACGCAGAUCAGGUCCUGCAAGGAGGAGGUCUUGUGUUCGAUGGGCCCCCUGCAGCAGAAGAUCAGGCAGGCGAUGGCGAGGCACGGGCUCGACGAGCCGAACACCGACGUGGCCGCUUGCAUAUCCCACGCGGCUCAGGAGAGACUCAAGAAUCUACUGGAGAAGCUGGCCGUCAUCACGGAACACAGAUUGGAGAACAUAAAGAUUAACAAUCGUUACGAGGUUACGAACGACGUAAAAGGUCAAUUAAAGUUCCUGGAGGAUCUGGAUAAGGCGGAGCGGAAGAGGCACGAGGAAAUGGAGAGGGAGAUGCUGUUGAGGGCCGCAAAAAGUCGGUCUAAGACGGAGGACCCGGAGCAGGCCAAGCUGAAGGCGAAGGCGAAAGAGAUGCAGAGAGUGGAAAUGGAGGAGCUGAGACAGAGGGAGGCCAACGCUACCGCCUUGCAGGCCAUCGGACCGAGGAAAAAGCCUAGGUUAGACGGGGAGGUUUCUGGCACUUCGCAGGCGAGUGCGGGAGGCGUGAAUAGCGGCCUGAGGGGACAGAUGCCCUUGCGACAGCGAAUGAAGAAAGUGACGUUAAGGGACUUGCAGUUUCUCUUUGAGACGGAGAAAGAUCUAUGCAAAAGUAAACUUUUAUACAAAUCAUAUCUCAAGUGAUGCUCGCUUCUUGUCAGUGUUGUGAUAUUUAGAGACCUAUUAGGCAUUUUCAAAUUAAUAAUUGAUGCAUUAUCCUCUGUUCGUUAUGAUAUUUAUUCCAAGCCAGAGGAGGUUCUGUCGAAAAUUGGAUCAAAAAGAUUUUUUUGACGUCAUGGAGAUGUUCUAGUUUUUAUAUAAUAACGAAAAAAAAUCAAUAUUUUUAUAGUUGUAUUGUUAAAAUAUACAUUUAAAGUAGAACUGAUUAAUUUUAUUCGAUUUCGGUUUUGGAAAAUUAUUGAACAAAUUCAUGACGGCCACUUUAAAUCAACAAUAGAGUGAGAAGAGAUUUGAAAAGAAAAUGUUUUGUAUCAAAACUUUAGAGGUAUUUCAUAUAAAAAAUAUUUCAUUAGAGCCUUAUGCAAAGCUUCAUAUUUUACUAUUUAGCCCCCAAAAGAUUGUUUUGGACAUGUUUUUGUUGAAUAAUUGUAAAUAUCAACCGAGCCGUUUUACAAAAGUGUAGGAAGCAAAUCUUUUGUUCUUCCAGAAAUUUCCACCUAGAAUAAUGCAAACAUUUCGUUAAUGUCAAAAGUUAUUUGUUUUCUCUUACAUAGAUUUUUUGCAAACGUUUAAAUUUAACCGAGAUGUUCUAUAUAUGUAUAUUAAAAAAUUAAUAAUUUUUUGUUGAAUUGUAAGUAAAGGGCUCUAAAAUGUUGACAAUCCAUGUUUGCCAUAGUAUUACCUCCUCGUUAGUCCUGAUUCACAUUUUUUUAGCGAUCUCUAGGCAUUUACAAUUUUUUCUAAAAUCUUUGUUCCUGGUUUGAUUUUUGGGCUUAGAAGUUCUUUAACAUGUUUUUUUUACUCUAAAAAUAUCGCAAUAUCCGCUGCAUAUUUUAUUAGUUCUGCAUAUCCCACUUCUGAUGCAUCUUCCAUUUAAUUAUUUCUCUGCAUUACUUCAUUAAUUUUAUUUAUCCAGUUGUUAGGUUCAAAUCGUUAAAUCAUAUCCCUAAACUUCAUACGAAAAAAAAGUAGGUUCCGAAUCUAUUUAAAACUUGUUUUGUUUAGAACUGCGAUGUUUCUUUAAUCCAGUGCCGCAAUUUGAAUUUUUGAGUUCGUUAAAACGCUUUCUGUUGCCCUUAAUAGGCCAACCAAUAGAGAUUUUUUGGCACCCUCAAAUAUUACAGUAAAAUUUCUUAGUAAACGAAAACAAGUGAUUUCCCCAGCAAA